Prunus avium (sweet cherry) is the source of this 2118-nucleotide messenger RNA. Lineage: Eukaryota; Viridiplantae; Streptophyta; Magnoliopsida; Rosales; Rosaceae. The record is from RefSeq and is a predicted model, not a curated record.
AUGAAGGAAAUGCCUAUUAAUGAAGCUACAGGGGAGAUAUCAGAUGAUGUUGAAGAUAGUGAUCGACUUCCUUCUAAUGGUGAUACCUCUGGUAGUGAGGAAGAUGAGUUUAGAAUUGGAAUGCAAUUUGCCAAUAAGGAUGAACUAAAGGAAGCUAUUAGGGAGUAUGCAAUUGUGCAAGGGAGGAAUGUUAAAUUGGUGAAGAAUGAUAAUAGAAGGAUUCAAGCAAAGUGUGCAGGUCACACGAGAUCCCCAUUUAUUCUGUUUGCUUCCAAGAUAGAUAGAGAUGAGCAGACAUUUGCCAUAAAGACUCUCUCCUUAGAGCACGAGUGUACUAGAGUGGACAAACUAAAAUAUACUAAUUCAAGGUGGCUGUCAAAUAGGUUUGCUGACAAGAUUAGGAAAAAUCCUGAGUGGGAUGUAGGGGCAUUCCAGUCUGAGGUAUUGGAAAAGUAUAUGAAUGUUUCAAGGCAUCUGAUUUAUAGAGCAAAGACCUUGUCGAAGGUGAUCAUUGAAGGAAGCUAUGUGGAGCAAUAUGCGAGGCUAUGGGACUGUGUAGAAGAAUUGAAGAAGGCUAACAAGGGCAACACUGUGAUUAUAAAGAAUAAGAUGAAGGGUGAUGGACCUUACACAGGGCAAGUUUUAACAGCCGUUGGUGUUGAUGGGAAUAAUGGAAUGUACCCAGUUGCUUAUGCUGUUGUAGAGGUGGAAUCUAAAAGUAGUUGGAUUUGGUUCCUUGAACUUUUGAUUACAGACUUAAAAAUUGAGAAUGGGAAAGCUUGGGUGUUUAUAAGUGACAAGCAAAAAGGUAUAAUACCUGCAAUUGAGACAUUGCUUCCAACAACUGAGCACAAAAUGUGUGUUAGGCAUAUCUACAGCAACUUCAGGACAGAGCAUGCUGGACUUGCACUGAAAAACAUUCUCUGGGCUGCGGCAAGAGCAACUAUCAUUCCCUGGUAUGAAGCAGAAAUGGAGAAGAUGAAACAGCAAGAUGAAGAGGUGUGGAAGUGGCUUAUCAAAAGACCAGCCAAAAAUUGGAGUAGAUCUCAUUUUGAGCCACAUUCUAAGUGUGAUCUGUUGUUGAACAACCUCUGUGAAUCCUUUAACUCUUGCAUUUUAGAUUCAAGAGACAAGUCUAUCUUAACAUGUCUAGAAAGGAUUAGAGUUUAUAUCAUGUUAAGAAUGGCUAACAGAAGGAUUGCUUGUAUGGUUUGGAGACAUCCAGUUGGGCCUAGGAUUUUCAAGAUCACUGAGAAGAACAAGUUGGGAGCUAGUCAAUGCAUUCCUAGAUUAGCAGGUGAGAGCAAAUACCAAGUGAGCCAUAUGUAUGAGGGAGAGUAUGUAGUGGAUCUAAAAGCCAAGACUUGUUCUUGUAGAAGAUGGGAUUUGUGUGGGAUCCCAUGUUCUAAUGCUAUUUCUUGUAUCUUUCAAAAGGAGGCCAAUGUGUUUGACUAUGCACAUGACUGUUAUAAGAAAGAAGCCUACCUGAGUUCAUAUGAACCUAUGGUACAUCCAAUACCAUCCAUGGACCAGUGGCAGAGAACUAAUUGGCCUCCAAUUAAACCUCCUCCAUAUAAUAAGCAGCCUGGAAGACCCAAGAAAUCAAGGAAUAAAGAACCAGCUGAGGUCGAAGUACCUGCUCCAGUUCCUCCAAACCCUUUGCCCCCAUUUUACAAUCCACCACCUACUAAGUUGAGAAGGAUUUAUGUAAAGUUAAGAUGCUCUGUUUGUGGCCAGGAGGGACAUAAUAAGACACGGCAUGCCAACCAAGGGGCAGCACAGGCCCAGCCUAAUCAGCCCAACCCAACUAGAGGCAGAGGGAGAGGGAGAGGUAGAGGUACUACUACAGGAAGAGGGAGAGGAAAUGGGAGAGGACAAAUGCCAAUUGGAACUGGAUAUGGAGGAGGAAAUGUUGGAAAUGGGACAACACAAAUGCCUUCAUCACAUCCACUCUCAUCAUCACAGCCACAAAUGCCUUCAUCACAGCCACUCUCUUAUACUGGAGCUACAUCAUCAUCAUCACAACCACCCAACAUUGCUGAGGUUGCAUCACAACCAUCAAAGUCUCCUGCUAAGAGAUUCAAGUCUCCUGCCAAGAGAUGUGGUGAAGAAAACUAG